CUAACGUUACCGUUAUUAACACCGCUGAACUGAAACAACAUGAGCGCUACCGCGGUGAAAAAUGGCAAUGACCCACCUGAUACUGGCUAACUACCACAGUUAGAUACCAACCGGUGCCCGGGAAGCUAGCAUCUUCCUUGAUUUGCAUACUUCGUGAUCGUGAAGUAUCUCAUUAUUAUUAGUGCGGGCAGGUAAAGUGGCAGAUAUAGUUUUACAAAUUUUUUUCGUCAUUUGCAAAUUUGGUCUCGGGGAAAGCGCGUCUCUGGUAGAUCAAUCGAGAGUGAGUGAAAAACUUUACUGAAAGUAACGUUGAAAAACAAACGAUCGUAGAAGUGUAUACACAAAUAAUUAGGAUUUGGUGUUUAUACACAUCGCGCAAGUGCUGUGUGUGGGGUCGUAUAGAAAUUCUACAAUAAUGAAAACAGGUGUAAUAUAAUCAUUGAUAAAUUCGAUAAGACGCAAAGUGUACGUUACCCUAGUGUACCUUAUCGUCUGAGACAUUAGUCAGUGCGUACGUACGGAGAAAUAAAAAACAAAACAUGUGAAACGUCAAGGUAGGUGUUUUGUUUCGUGUCCAGUGGUAAUUAAUCGAAACAGAAGAUUGUGUAGAAUCGGCACUGUAACAAUAAGUAGUUAUAGUAGACAGUUCGAAAUAAACGAACGUCAGAGGAGUUAUAUCAGAUGAAAUUUAGAUUAUGACCCUAAAUGCGGUGUAUUAUUAUCGACAAUGAGAACAAUCGUUGACAGCAGGGAUUAUCCGGUUUACCGCUGAUACGUUUGCCGAUAAUGUGGCAGAUGGCAGUUCACAUUACAGAUUUCGGUCCUGCUGCAUCAGAACUUCUAAUAUUAUACGAGAACGAUUCAGCCACCCCGGGAGGAGACCCCACCUCCAUUAUGAACAAGUCGGUGGAGAACGUUUCCACUUCCAGCCACGACUCGAUAACUAGCAACAAUCUGUCGCUGACAAAUGCCAAUCUAACCAUCGGCGUCAGUGGAAAUGAUGGAUCGGCUUCUAAUUUGAUUGAUACAAAUUUGGGGGGAGGCUCAGGUUGCAAUAGCCCUUCACCUAGCCCUACUCCAUCACCUUGGCCAAGUCCCAGGCCCUAUACCAAGAGGGAUCACUCUAGACCUCAUUCGGAUGUUGCUAAUUUCGUCAAUAAAGAUAUAUCCCCUAGCAAACUAGAGGAUCAACAAAACCAGGAAGCAGUUAAUCGAUCUUCGGACUCUGCCGAACCUGGACGGAAUUCAGCGUACGAAGUUAGAAAGGAAACCAGAGCUGGAGAUCGUACCAAGAAAAAGUCAUCAUGGUAUAACGUACUUUAUCCAACUUAUAAAUCACGAUCUGAGGAUUUUAAAAGGAUUUUCAAAGACGUUCCGGAUGAUGAACGACUUGUUGUUGAUUACUCUUGCGCCCUGCAGCGAGAUAUACUUGUUCAUGGAAGAUUGUACGUAUCCCAAAACUACAUAUGUUUUUAUGCAAACAUAUUUUCAUGGGAAACGUCAGUAUCUCUGCGUUGGAAGGACGUCGCCUCAAUAACGAAGGAGAAAACUGCACUAGUCAUACCAAAUGCUAUACUAGUCUGUACGGAAACGGACAAAUUUUUUCUCACAUCAUUCGGGGCCAGGGACAAAGCUUAUCUUAUGCUCUUCAGAGUUUGGCAAAAUGCACUGAUAGGUCAGCCAAUGAGCAUGACCGAAAUGUGGCAGCUUGUUCAUGCCUGCUAUGGUGAUGAGCUUGGCCUUACUUCUGACGACGAAGAUUAUGUACCUUCGCUCUUACCCGCACAGGAGGAUAAAAAAAUCUCCAUUCAACUCUCAGUCGAAUCGUAUUCCGAAGCUGAAGGGGGAGCAGUGGUUAAUUCAGAUAAUCUAUUGAUGCCACCUCAGCCCAACAAUUCGUCUAACCCUGAACUUGACAGACGUUCAUCGACUAGACCAGAGUCUCAUCUGGAUCCUACCGAUCUCAGUGAUACCACAGAGAGCGAGGCCGAGAAACAUCCACUACGCAUUGCCCUACGCAGUAAUGCAGUGUGCUCAGCUGUGCAUGAUGGACGGCAACUUUGUAACGCAACAUUACCUAUUCAUAUAGAUCAAUUAUUCACAUUGCUCUUUACCAACUCAAAGUUCUUCUUGGAUUUUCAUACGGCACGAAAAACCACCGAUCUGGUACAAUCGGCAUGGACACAAGACAGUCAAACGGGUCAAAAAUCAAGAACGGUUUCACUAACUAUAUCACUGUCGCAAUCUGUUGGUCCGAAAUCUUCCCAAGUAACAGAGACGCAGAUAAUGCUACCAUGCAGCAGACCUGGGCAUCUAUACUGUAUAGAUAUAGAGAGCAACAACGCAGGUAUACCUUAUGCAGAUUCAUUCAGCGUUCACACGCAUUACUGUAUGACAAGUUCUACGGAGGGUGAGACAAACCUUGCAGUAUUUUCACAAAUUAAAUACAAGAAGAAUGUCUGGGGUCUUGUUAAAAGUUUUAUCGAGAAAAAUUGUUGGGCUGGAUUAGAAGAGUAUUUUGGUAGCUUGGUAAAAGCGCUGAGCGUUGAAAGUGAGGAAGGUAAUGUUGGAGUGGGAUUGAAACGCAAGGCGAGACGACGAAGACGGUUGACCGGGGCUGGCGCAUCUCUACAAGCACAUCCCACAGAUCACUUACAGUCUUGCCACCAAGCCGUUACAGCAGACUUGCCACGAGUAUACAACAACAAUGUUUCAGGUGUUCGCAACGACACCAGCAACAUAGUAAGCUGGAUACUUCUCUUAGCAGUUUUAUGCCUUAUGCUAAUAAAUGGUUUACUUUAUUAUAAAUUAUGGGGUUUAGAAGAAGCUGCUGCUUACACCAUUAUGGAUCUACACGUUCUCAAAAAUACACCAAAGACGGAAGAGGAUUGGAUAAACUUGUUGCAACAACAAGAGAGUCUUCAUAAUGUGGAAAUGAGGAAGUGGCAGAGAGUUUUGCACACAGCAGCUCAGUUAUUGAGACAGACUGAAGAGUCAUUGACUGAACUGCAAAUGAGUAUUCAUCCAACGGUAACAGACAACGUGAUAUCUGUGUUGAAAACGUUAUCUUCUUCAAAGUCUUCUGAAUCUAGAUCUGAUCAUCAGAGCUACGAAAUGUAAAUAUCGUCGAAGUACAGAGGAUCAUGGUAGAGUAUAAAAAUUUGUAUUAUUUUUAUUUUCCUCUGGGAAAAAAAGCAACAAGAAUAUAGUGAGGGAUCAUAGAAAAAAAAAUCACAAGCAAAAGGUUACAAUUUUACUUUUUAUCGAAAGUUUUUAUUACAAUAUGAUUUAUGAUUUUUUGCGACAGCAUAAAACAAGAAAAAACCAAUAGAGAAAGAGAGAUAACCCUAAAUGAAUUAGAACGUAAAUUAUAUAUUAUUAUACAUUUGGCAAUUUUGUUUGCAGAUCGUGUACUUAAGUGACAGAUGCAUACAAUUAUACAUAUUAUUGACAGCCAAUUUUUGGGGCAGGGAGGGAUUUAUGUUUGAAUGAAAUGCAGAAAAUGAUAUACAUGAAUUUUAACGCAUUUAAAAGUAUUAAUAAUUAUACAAUAGUUAUUGUUAUUAUUAUAUUUCAUUGAAGUAUCAAUUACAAACGAUCAAUUUUUAUCGAUCAAUGCGAUGCUGUACACGUACAGUAUCUGUGUGUAGUACUGUAAAUUACACACAAACUGUCCGUGGAUUAACGAUUGAAUGAAUGGCGCACAGGUUGUGUAAGUUUGAUCAUUUACUUACAGUUCCUGAACGCAAAAUCAAAGAGCGUGUCUGAGAGGGUGAUAGAAAAGAAGCCCAGUGAAUCUAAAUAUGCUAAAUAUGCUCGCCUGUAGUUAAUUUAUCGAAAAUGAAUUGUGCAGUUACGAAACCUGCGGACCAAUUUUAUUUGGUCGGGUUGGGAAAACGUUAAAUCGAAAGACAAAAAAUCGGAUUAGCAAAUAUUACUUACUACAGCACAAUAUAGAGUCGAAGUGAGUUAAUAAAUAAAUUAUUGUAUUGAAGGAGCCAGCGAUUAGUGCAAGUAACAAGUAUUAUGAUAUUUAUAUAUAUAUAUAUAUAUAUAUAUAUAUAUAUAUGUGUGUAUGUAUGUAUAUAUAAACAUAUAUUUACAAUACAGUAUACAUAUAUAAAUGAGUUAGUAUAUCAUUGAAAUAACUUGGUAAUAAUAGCCGUAGUUCGUGCAUUAAAAUAUAAAAAAUGAAAGUAGUGGUGAAUACACGGUAUUAACUAAUGACAACAAUUCAAUUGUUGCGCUCUUCUCGUCACGUUCUACGUGUAUCAUCUGUAUUAAUUACGUAAUGUACAAGUCCGUAUUGUUAAUCAUUUCAAACCAUUGAUAAAAUGGAUGUGGUUUUUUAGAAUUCUUUUUUGGUCGCGAUCUGUUCUAAUUUACGUUAAUUUCGAUUUUUUCUGUUGAAGGAUUAUAUGAAAAGUUGACAUUUCAAAUUAUGCGUAUAACAUUACGUAUGUACUGUCAGUACUAUGAUGGUAAUAGGAUAGGAAUAGAUAUAUAUAUAUUUUAAUCACGUUGUAGCAACCUGAAUCAGUUUUUGUACUCAGGCUAUCUGUUAAUAAAACUUUACGUUAAUCAAU
Molecule: messenger RNA, 4586 nt
Organism: Neodiprion fabricii
Lineage: Eukaryota; Metazoa; Arthropoda; Insecta; Hymenoptera; Diprionidae
Product: protein Aster-B-like
Exons: 11
Coding region: 787-3120 (777 amino acids)
Biological process (GO): intracellular sterol transport
Cellular component (GO): endoplasmic reticulum-plasma membrane contact site; plasma membrane; endoplasmic reticulum membrane
Molecular function (GO): sterol transfer activity; sterol binding
Source: RefSeq, a predicted model, not a curated record